UCCCGCCCCCUCAGCUCGGUACACGCCCCCUCCGAAGGAGAACUAUUCCUCCCUCCCUCCUCUCCGCAAGAGCCGAAGCGUCUCCGAAAGACACCGAAGUUCUGCUGAUGCUGAAAUCCCGCUGGAUCGCAAGGUUCGAGACCCGUGAAUUCAAAGGGGGGGAGCACAGUAAGAUAUCCGACUGUUUCUGAGGUGGAUUUGCAAGCAGGCAGCACCAUCCAUCUAUCAUGGAAUAUGACUUUCACAGGAAACGGAAAUUAGAGUCUGUCUUGAAAGCCAGUGGUUAUAAAGUGCACGACCGUGCAGAAUUUGCUGAAAUUACAAAACGUUUGUUACAAGCGUCUGCAGAACAAAUCGGCAACCCUCUCCAUCAUGACAUCUGUUGGGGCUCUCCUUUCAACCUGAGGCAUGUGACAACUAUUUUGAGUGUACGCAUCCCUUCCCUACAAGCAAUAGAAUCCGAGAGGAUUUUGGAGCGCCAGCGAUUUGAGAAGAUUGAACUUCAGCACAAGAUUGCACAGCAAGUGGGAUCGGAACUGAAAAGCAGGAUACUUUUGGAAAGAAGACCACUGCCACCAAGUGGCCCCAACUAAGCUUUACUGACAUUUAUGGUUGUAUGACUCUAGCUCAGCAAUGGCCCAGCCAUUCAUUGCAUCAGUGGGCAAUGUGAGAAGGCUAUCAAAGGCUUUCUGAAACCAUAACAAGAUUGCAUGCAUGUAAUAACAUCAUUUUAUGUAUUAAACA
This is a messenger RNA of Rhineura floridana, 744 nucleotides long. RefSeq lists its product as uncharacterized. Lineage: Eukaryota; Metazoa; Chordata; Lepidosauria; Squamata; Rhineuridae. Bases 228 to 593 code for a protein of 121 amino acids. The record is from RefSeq and is a predicted model, not a curated record. The transcript has 4 exons.